Molecule: messenger RNA, 2205 nt
Organism: Trichosporon asahii var. asahii CBS 2479
Lineage: Eukaryota; Fungi; Basidiomycota; Tremellomycetes; Trichosporonales; Trichosporonaceae
Product: tryptophan synthase
Exons: 5
Coding region: 1-2205 (734 amino acids)
Biological process (GO): L-tryptophan biosynthetic process
Cellular component (GO): cytoplasm
Molecular function (GO): tryptophan synthase activity
Source: RefSeq, a predicted model, not a curated record
AUGGCUGAGGCUAUCAAGCAGGUUUUUGCUAAGAAGCGGGAGGAGGACCAGCCCGUGUUCGUGACCUUCCUCACGGCUGGCUACCCCACUCCCGAUGUCACUGUCGACGCUCUCCUUGCCCUCGAGGCCGGUGGUGCCGACAUCAUCGAGCUCGGUGUCCCCUUCUCGGACCCCAUGGCCGAUGGUGCCGUCAUCCAGAAGGCGAACAACAUCGCCAUCGAGCACGGUGUCGGUUACACGCAGUGUCUCGAGUACGUCAAGGAGGCCAGGAAGAGGGGCUACUACAACUCCUUCCUUGCUCACGGUGAGGAGAGGGCUGUCCGCGAGGCCAAGGAGGCUGGUGCCAACGGCUACAUCGUUGUUGACCUACCGCCUGAGGAGGCCCUCAAGUUCCGCAACGUCUGCAAGGACACUGGCAUGAGUUACGUUCCGCUCGUCGCCCCCAGCACCUCGCUGGAGCGCCUCAAGUUCCUCUCCACCAUUGCCGACUCUUUCAUUUACGUCGUCUCCAAGAUGGCCGUCACUGGCUCGUCCUCUGGCUCCAAGAUGAACGACGCUCUCCCCGACCUCAUCGCCAGCGUCCAGGCUGUCACUCCCGUCCCGCUCGCUGUUGGCUUCGGUGUCAGCACCCGUGACCACUUCAACUUCGUCACGGACGCCGGUGCCGACGGCGUCGUCAUCGGAUCCAAGAUUCUGCAGGUCAUCGAGCAGGCUCCCCAGGACCAGAUUCCGAAGGCUAUUGAGGAUUACGCUCGCUCGAUCUCGCUCAAGGGACAGAACCCGAAGCCGCUUGGUCGCAAGAACAAGCCCGAGGACGCUGCCGGCAAGCCGGAGCCUGCCAUGCCGAUCCCGCCUUCGGACCUGAAGGAGAGCCAGAAGGAGUACGGUGUCAAGGCUGGCGAGCGCCUGCCCAGCAAGUUUGGUGCUUUCGGUGGUGCCUACGUUCCGGAGUCGCUCACGACGUGUCUCGACGAGCUGGAGGACGCCUACAUUAAGGCUAGCAACGACCCGUCGUUCUGGAAGGAGUUUGAGGACAUGUUCGAGUACAUCGGACGGCCAUCGUCGCUCUACUACGCUGAGCGCCUCACGGAGAAGAUGGGCGGAGCCAAGAUCUGGCUGAAGCGCGAGGACCUGAACCACACUGGUUCGCACAAGCUGAACAACGCUAUCGGUCAGAUCCUCCUCGCCAAGCGCCUCGGCAAGAAGCGCAUCAUCGCCGAGACCGGAGCCGGCCAGCACGGUGUUGCUACGGCUACCGUGUGUGCCAAGUUUGGCAUGGAGUGCGUCGUCUUCAUGGGUGCCGAGGACGUCCGUCGCCAGGAGAUGAACGUGUUCCGUAUGAAGAUGCUUGGCGCCACCGUUGUCCCGGUCACGAGCGGAUCUCAGACGCUCAAGGACGCUGUCAACGAGGCCAUGCGCGAGUGGAUCACGCGCCUCGACACGACCCACUACCUGAUCGGCUCUGCCAUUGGCCCCCAUCCCUUCCCGACGAUUGUCCGUGACUUCCAGCGCGUCAUCGGUCGUGAGAUCAAGCAGCAGUGCGCUGAGAAGUUCGGUGCUCUCCCGGACGCUGUCGUCGCGUGCGUCGGUGGUGGAUCCAACGCCAUCGGAACCUUCUACGACUUCAUUCCCGACGAGAGCGUGCGCCUCCUCGGUGUCGAGGCCGGCGGCAACGGUGUCAACACGACGCUCCACUCCGCCACGCUCGCCAAGGGUGUCCCAGGUGUCGUGCACGGCGCUGCCUCGUACAUCAUUCAGGACGCCGGUGGCCAGCUCGUCCCGACGCACUCGAUCUCGGCCGGUCUCGACUACAACUCUGUCGGCCCCGAGCACGCGUACCUGAAGGACCUCGGCCGUGCCGAGUACAUCGCCGCCGACGACGUUCAGUGUCUCACCGCGUUCCGCAUCUGUACGCAGUCUGAGGGUAUCAUCCCUGCCCUUGAGUCGUCUCACGCGCUCUGGGGCGGCUUCGAGCUCGACCAAGACCCUCCCGAAGGACAAGAAUGUUGUCAUCUGUCUCUCGGGCAACGGCGCCAAGGACGUCGAGGAGGUCCUCCUCACGCUGAAGAAGAAGGAGUGGGCCGACAAGCUCGACUGGCACAUUGCCAACUAAGCUCCCAGCCGCAGCCCGAGGGCCCGAGACUGGUCGAGCGUAGUAGUAGUUCUGUAAGCGGCAUCUUGACGGAGAGGAGUAGUAGCAGAUAA